Molecule: messenger RNA, 1857 nt
Organism: Vicia villosa (hairy vetch)
Lineage: Eukaryota; Viridiplantae; Streptophyta; Magnoliopsida; Fabales; Fabaceae
Product: xyloglucan 6-xylosyltransferase 2-like
Exons: 1
Coding region: 260-1633 (457 amino acids)
Biological process (GO): xyloglucan biosynthetic process
Cellular component (GO): membrane; endosome; trans-Golgi network
Molecular function (GO): UDP-xylosyltransferase activity; xyloglucan 6-xylosyltransferase activity; hexosyltransferase activity
Source: RefSeq, a predicted model, not a curated record
AAAAUAAAAUAAAACAAACGCGUAGAAGAAGAAAUCAGACAGAGAUAAAAUAGAAAACGAUUCUGUCUGAGUUCAUUCCAUUCACUUCACUUCAUCAUAGUUAGCUGUUUCUCACCUUAAUUAGCGGAUCUUUCUUCUCCACCGACACUUGAAACAAAACACCCUCACUUCAUCUUUUAUUUACGAUCAUACCAUCACCCCAAACACCUCUUAUCACCGACUUCAGGCUUCGCUUCACUGCGUGCCGCCUCACACAACAAUGCUGGAGAGCCUCAUCGGAUCCCGCUUCCUCCGUCAGAUGCAGCGCGCUUUCCGACGUGGCAUCCUCACCUUCCUCUGCCUCGUCCUCACCGUCGUCGUCCUCCGCGGCACCAUCGGCGCCGGCAAAUUCGGUACUCCCGAACAAGACCUCAACGAGAUCCAGCAAUUUUACUCUCGCGGCCGGCGCGUGGAGCCUCGACGCGUAUUGGAAGAAGUUCAGUCCACUGAAACCUCCACCGACAAUAGCGACAACAGCAACAACUACGCGACUUUCGAUAUUUCGAAGAUCCUCAAAGACGAACCUGGCGAUGGCGAUGAUGAGAAGCGGGAUCCGAAUAUUCCGUAUACGCUUGGACCGAAAAUUUCCGAUUGGGAUGAACAGAGAUCGUUAUGGUUGAGUAAAAACCCUGAUUACCCUAAUUUUAUUGGUCCUAAUAAACCGCGUGUUCUUUUGGUUACUGGUUCGUCGCCGAAACCGUGUGAGAAUCCGGUUGGUGAUCAUUACUUGUUGAAAGCUAUUAAGAAUAAGAUUGAUUAUUGUAGGCUUCAUGGUAUUGAAGUUUUCUAUAACAUGGCUUUGCUUGAUGCUGAAAUGGCUGGUUUUUGGGCGAAGUUGCCUUUAAUUAGGAAGCUUUUGUUGUCACAUCCUGAAGUUGAGUUUCUAUGGUGGAUGGAUAGUGAUGCUAUGUUUACUGAUAUGGCUUUCGAGGUUCCGUGGGAGCGAUACAAGGAUCAUAAUUUUGUUAUGCACGGUUGGAAUGAGAUGAUUUAUGAUGAGAAGAAUUGGAUUGGUUUGAAUACUGGGAGUUUUUUGUUGAGGAAUUGUCAAUGGUCACUUGAUAUUCUUGAUGCUUGGGCGCCGAUGGGGCCGAAAGGGAAGGUUAGAGAUGAAGCGGGGAAGAUUUUGACUAGGGAGUUGAAGAAUCGGCCGGUUUUUGAGGCGGAUGAUCAGUCUGCUAUGGUUUAUUUGUUGGCGACUGGGAGGGAACAAUGGGGUAGGAAAGUUUACCUUGAGAAUCAUUAUUAUUUGCAUGGUUAUUGGGGGAUUUUGGUGGAUAGAUAUGAGGAGAUGAUUGAGAAUUAUCAUCCUGGUUUUGGUGAUCAUAGGUGGCCACUUGUUACUCAUUUUGUGGGGUGUAAACCAUGUGGGAAAUUUGGUGAUUACCCUGUGGAGAGAUGUUUGAAACAAAUGGAUCGUGCUUAUAAUUUUGGUGAUAAUCAGAUAUUGCAAAUGUAUGGUUUUACUCAUAAAUCACUUGCUAGUAGAAGGGUGAAGAGAGUGAGGAAUGAAAGUAGUAAUCCUCUUGAUGUUAAGGAUGAACUUGGAUUGCUUCAUCCUGCUUUCAAAGCUAUCAAGUUGCCAACUUCUUGAUGUUUUGUUUUGUUUUGUUUUUGUUUAUCACAGGUUGUGAUUAGCUUUCACAAAAUUGAGCUAUUGUUUCCAUUUUCCAUGAUUGCAUCUCCACUAUACUAUGCUCUCUUUCCACUCACCUAUAGUCAACUCUGUAAUUGUUAUUCAUCUCUUUAUUUAAUUAUCAAAUUUGUAAUGGUUUAUUUAUUUUACUUUACCCUUAAUGUUAUAUUAGUAUUGAGUUA